UUGCUCCCCCUACAAAUACUCCCAACUUUAUCUUUUUGUUCGUCAAUGUCUCUCCCCUUCCUUCCGUGCCACCGUAGUGGCAGUGUAUAUGUGUAUAUAUAAUUAGUUACUAGUACUCCGUAAAUGAUAUAUUAUUAUUUUUAAUAAUAAAACUCAUCGCCACAGACACAGAUCUCAACUGGUGUCGUAUCUCGAAAAGUAAGUGGUGUUUAUGUUAUCGAUCGUAGAGGAGGAAUAGGAAUCGAGGAGGAUGAGCGGAGGAGGAAUAUGGAGAUGGAAGAAGAUUAGGGAAAUGGCAGAGGUGUGUAAAUGGAAGAGUGGGACCACCACCUUGGUCAAUUGGGUGCACGUGGGCCCACCUAAUUCCUAUCCUCCUGGUCGCAGGAGGAUGGAUUCGCAGCAGCUCAUCGGAGUGCAAGAGAGGAGGUACAAGUGGGAUCAGGUGGGUGGUGGUGGUGGUGGUUCCGAUGAGUUCCAGAACACCCGCAGAAUUAGGGCCGAAGCCAACUGCCCUCGUUGUUCUAAGCACAUGGAUCUCCUCUUCUCCAAUUCCAAUCGUCAUCGCCAUCUUCCUCCAUCGACUACCACUUCCAAUCACAUGUUGGUUGAUGAUGAUGAUGAUAAUAAUAACAAUGGUAAGCACAAGCACAGCAACAACAACAGCCACCACAACGACUACCAGGCCGUCAAUCUCUGUCCCAAUUGUAGGACCGCUUACUACUUCCGUCCAAACAAGAUAGCCCCUCUUCAGGGCAGCUUCGUGGAGAUUGGGAGGAGGCUCAACAAACCCUACAAGGAUUCUGACUACAGUAGCAACAAGAAACUUCAUCAUCAUCAAGAUUACACCAACAACAACAACAGGCUUAGGCUCUCGUUUUGGGAAACACUCAGGUCCUCUUCGCCCCCCUAUGGCCUUGCCGACCCUCCAGAUAAUUGGCCUCCUCCUCCUCCUCCUCCUUCUGGGAAUGGCCUUGCCGUACACACCCCACCGGGUCCCCCUUUUGCACCCGGUGUCAACGUGGUUCGCGCAGCUGUUCCCAAUGGUGGCAAUGGCAAUGGCAAUGGCAAUGGUGGUUCAUCUGGAGAGAAGAAGAAUGGGUGGGGUGGGUCCAACUUGGGUAAGGACUUGCCAACGCCAAAGGAGAUCUGCAAGGGGCUUGACAAGUUCGUCAUUGGUCAGGAACGUGCCAAAAAGGUACUUUCAGUGGCUGUUUAUAAUCACUACAAAAGGAUAUAUCAUGCUUCCUUGAAGAAAGGGUCAGGAGCAGAAUCAGGUAUAUCUGGGGCACAAGAUGAUGAUGAUAAUGUGGAGUUGGAAAAGAGCAAUGUACUGUUGAUGGGCCCAACUGGAUCAGGGAAGACAUUACUAGCAAAAACAUUAGCUCGUUUUGUGAACGUUCCCUUUGUCAUUGCCGAUGCUACGACUUUAACACAGGCUGGUUAUGUUGGAGAAGAUGUUGAAUCAAUAUUGUAUAAACUGCUUGUGGUUGCUGAGUUCAAUGUACAAGCAGCUCAACAGGGGAUGGUUUACAUUGAUGAAGUUGAUAAGAUAACCAAGAAGGCUGAGAGCUUAAACAUCAGCAGAGAUGUGUCUGGCGAGGGUGUUCAGCAGGCUUUACUGAAAAUGCUGGAAGGAACUAUAGUGAACGUUCCUGAAAAGGGAGCUAGGAAACAUCCUCGCGGUGAUAACAUUCAGAUAGAUACAAAAGAUAUUCUAUUUAUCUGUGGUGGAGCAUUUGUUGAUUUGGAGAAAACCAUUUCAGAGAGACGGCAGGAUUCUUCAAUUGGUUUUGGAGCACCUGUUCGUGCCAACAUGAGAACUGGUGGAUUAACUAAUGCUGUAGUGACUUCAAACUUAUUGGAAUCUGUAGAGAGUAGUGAUCUUAUUGCAUAUGGGCUCAUACCAGAGUUUAUUGGACGCUUCCCAAUUUUAGUUAGUUUGUCAGCUCUAACUGAGGAUCAACUUGUUCAGGUCCUCACAGAACCAAAAAAUGCUCUUGGCAAGCAGUACAAAAAAUUAUUUAGGAUGAACAAUGUGAAGCUGCAUUUUACUGAUAAAGCAUCGAGAUUGAUUGCAAAGAAAGCAAUGGCUAAGAAUACUGGUGCUAGGGGUUUAAGAGCCAUAUUGGAAAGCAUUCUAACUGAAUCUAUGUAUGAGAUCCCAGAUGUAAAGACAGGAAAUGAUAGAGUAGAUGCUGUUGUGGUUGAUGAGGAUUCGGUGGGUUCAGUAAUUGCUGCAGGAUGUGGAGGAAAAGUACUUUAUGGAGAUGGUGCAUUGGAACGUUAUCUUGCAGAGACCAAGUUGAGAGACCGAGUGGACAAUGGUGACACAGCUGACGGAGCGUUGCAGGAUGGUGAAUCAGAUAUCUCAUCAAGAGCGAUGAGCAUGUAACAUUUUUACUACCACAGUUAUUUUACUGUGUAGAAGAAUGUCACUUUUUUCAUUUGUAUUUUAAAAUCACAUUCAUACGCUUGGUGUAAUUAUGUACCGCAUUGUAGAACAGCAUAGCUUCUGGUUCAUUUUUAAUAGCAGAAAAGUAAAUGAGAAAAGAAAAUGUAGCAUUCUUUACAAUAAGCACAUUUUGCAAAAUGUUCCUUGCAAUAAAGGCAGGCGUCAAUUUACACGAAUA
Molecule: messenger RNA, 2630 nt
Organism: Cornus florida
Lineage: Eukaryota; Viridiplantae; Streptophyta; Magnoliopsida; Cornales; Cornaceae
Product: CLP protease regulatory subunit CLPX3, mitochondrial-like
Exons: 15
Coding region: 251-2392 (713 amino acids)
Biological process (GO): protein catabolic process; protein folding; proteolysis
Cellular component (GO): mitochondrial matrix
Molecular function (GO): ATP-dependent protein folding chaperone; ATP binding; ATP hydrolysis activity
Source: RefSeq, a predicted model, not a curated record